AUGCGUUAUCUCUUUGGAAGGUUGUCAUCGGCUUUCUGUUCUGUUCCUGGUUGUCACAAUAUAUCUCCAUCAGGUAUCCUAACGGCUGUGAACUGCAUCAGCGUGCGAUGGACGAUGAGGAUACAGGACGUGUUCACCUCAUCCAAGUUACUGGCGCUGGUUGUCAUCAUUAUCUCUGGCAUCUACUACAUCUGCAUUGGUCAUACGGAAAACUUCGAAGGAGCUUUUGAAGGGGAAUACAGUGCCGGGAAUAUAGCCCUUGCCUUCUACUCUGGACUGUUCGCGUUCGGAGGCUGGAACUACCUCAACUUCGUCACUGAAGAACUACAAGAUCCGUACAAGAAUUUGCCCCGAGCGAUAUGGAUCGCCAUGCCGAUGGUGACUAUUAUCUACGUGAUGGCAAACUUGGCCUACUUUGCCGUCGUCACCAAACCUGAGAUGAUUGUGAACUCUGCAGUAGCUGCGGUGUUUGGCGACCGAUUAUUCGCUGGCUGGAGCUGGAUGAUCCCUGUAUUCGUAGCGCUAUCUACAUUCGGAGGAGUCAACGGUGUUUUGUUCACAUCAGCAAGACUGUUUGCGACCGGUGCACAAGAGGGACACAUGCCUGCUUUCUUCUCACUUUUCCACAUUGAAAAGCAGACGCCUAUACCUUCCCUUAUGUUCACUUGUUUCUUCUCUCUCCUGAUGUUGACGACGAGCAACGUGUUUGAUCUCAUCAACUACUUCUCGCAAACGUUGUGGUUGUCCGUGGGUGCUUCGGUCGUCGGAAUGCUGUGGCUGCGUCGCACCAAGCCAGACAUACCUCGGCCAAUCAAAGUUAAUAUCAUCAUUCCGUAUGUGUUCCUGAUCGCCAUUGGCUGCCUAGUCUUCAUCCCAGCUAUCACCAGGCCCAAAGACACAGCCAUUGGUAUCGCCAUCCUCCUCUCCGGGAUCCCUGUUUACUACCUCUGUGUCAAGUGGAAGAGUAAGCCUGACAUGUACAACUGUCUCUCCGGUUGUUUCCUAAGGUUCCUACAGAAACUUUGCUCAUGUAUUUACGUAGAAUCCAAUGAAAAGAUGUCGAAUUGAAACACUUGAAAGUACCAAUUUGGAUUUAGAUCGAAAUGUCAUAAUGUUGCGUUACAUUUUUGACGGAUGUAUCAAAUAAAUAAAUCAUGUUUAGAUAUUAAAAUGUAAAGGACCAAUCGUAUAGGUACCUAAUGUGUUGCAGCAUUGUUUCGAAAUAGUUCUUGUUUACGUGUUAGGUACUGUGAUAAAUUUUGUAUACGUUUGCGAGCGUAUCAUAAAUGGGUUUGUUAUACAAAAAUAUUUAUUAAAUCUUUGUAUACUUACCUGCUGUUGCUUAGCGCUUGUUUGCUGCUGUUGUCAGUAAAAUGAAUACUCGUUACGUUUAUACUGAUAAUAGAUUACUUGGUAACAAAUGGAAAGGGUAAGAAAGAAAUAUCGGAAUACACAUUCAUUAUUAUGAAUAUAAAACCAACUCAGUAUUCAUAAACGGUUGCCAUUAAAUAUGCUCUUCGCGUGAAUCUUAAUUUUACUCUAUUGUGUAGGUAGGUAAUUUUUAUAUAUUAUUUUCAAAUACAACGUUUUUUGUGGUGACAACAAAACGACAAAAAGGCACUCCCACCCUUAGUACACCGAAUUAGAAACUAAAUACCUGGCUAUCAUAAAUAAAGCUUUUUGUAUCUUUAUAAAAACAAUGUUACUCCUGUACUAAACUAUUUUAAAUAUAGGUAUUAUUUGUAACGGUAUGUCGUCGUUGCUCUCUGAACAUCUAACUACUCUAUUUAAACUCGUAGAUAUUAAGGGCCUAUUUAUAUAAUUUAAGAGGUCUAUUUCGUUAAGACACUAUGGUGGAUCGAUUAGGUUGGCCCUAACUAGAUAAAUGGAUUUUAAACGCUAUUUGGCAUAAAUUUUGAUAUAAUUUGUCGAAUGUCAUGGGUAAUCCCUUAUACGUAGGUAAUUUUCUAUUCUAUAUAAAUAUAAAAAUAAAAAAUUAUAUGUAUUCGGUUGUUUGACUAGCGUUUGAAUGCUAUUUGUCUAACUAAUUCGAAACCAACAAUCCCCAGUUGAGGUCAACUUAGUUGCACAAUCAACUGGUUGACGUCAAUCCUAUUGUUUGUUCUGCUGAGAUAUUAGAGUGGUGUGUCUGGUCCUCCGACCAUAGCGUCCUAAUGGAAGUAGGGCCCAUAAAGAUAAAGUACUGACAUUCCUACAAAGCACUGUUUUAUUAAACCUAAAGCUAAGGGCCUAAAGGCUAAAAUUGUUAAUUUUGCUACGUUUUUUUACAACUGUUUUGAUAUAAGUGUACCUUUUCAAACUUUUGUAGGCAGUAACAAUUUAUUUAUUUAAUUAUACAGUUUGUAUUUUUUUAUAUGACGUAUUUAUUGAUAUAGGUACUGGUGUUGUUUAUGUACGUCACCGGAGAGAAAUUUCCUAGUUAUUUAUCUUUGUUAUUUUCCGGUGGCAUAUUAUACAGGAACGGUAAACGGAACGCUCCCUAAACGCUAACAAAAGGAUAUUGUUUUUACGAUUUUAAUCGUUUUUAUUUUAGUUAAAAUCUGCUGGUUACUCACGUGAAUAUACUGAGAAAGUUCUACUAGUCGAACCACUGAGGGGUUCUCAACCACUGUCUGUGUCAGUGAGCUGCGCGACGUCGCCCGACCGCGCACGCUGCUCAUGAGGAAGAACCCUCUGUGGGUCGAAAUUUAA
Messenger RNA from Spodoptera litura, 2712 nucleotides. Its product is annotated as large neutral amino acids transporter small subunit 2-like. Gene Ontology annotation, biological process: amino acid transmembrane transport. NCBI's taxonomy places the organism in Eukaryota, Metazoa, Arthropoda, Insecta, Lepidoptera, Noctuidae. Gene Ontology annotation, molecular function: L-amino acid transmembrane transporter activity. Gene Ontology annotation, cellular component: membrane. The record is from RefSeq and is a predicted model, not a curated record.